CUGACGUAGCCUGGACAUAAUGCUAGCAAACCACCAGGAAAGAUUGGAAAUGUUAUUUCUAACAGGGAGGCUUUGAGGUUGGAUAUUGAUGUGCAUAGACAAUCAUAUACACUAUACAUAGAGGUGUACACGGUUUUCUCGUCAGACCCUAGAAGGGAAACAUCAAGAGGAAUCAGUUAUUUGGAGAGGACGGGGAAGCUUUUUAAAGCUGUCCUCUGGCCAGACCAAUUUACAAUAAGCAACAUCAAAUCACUAGUGUUACUUAAUUUCUCUUCUAGAGAUUGCUAGUUAGCUAGCAAGCUAGCUUUAGACUCUGGAGCAGGAAACUGAGGAUAGUAUGGCCAUGACGGGAGGGACGGUCGCCCCCCUCCCCAUGAGCAACCAUACGCGCGAGAGAGUAACUGUGGCCAAACUGACGCUGGAGAACUUCUACAGCACCUUGCUCACGCAGCACGAGGAGCGAGAGAUGAGGCAGAAAAAAUUGGAGAAGGUCAUGGAUGAGGAGGGCCUGCUAGAUGAUGAGAAAGUGAUGAGGCGCUCUCAGCAUGCCCGUAAGGAGACUGAGUUCCUGCGGCUCAAGAGGACGAGGCUCGGCCUGGAUGACUUUGAGUCCCUCAAAGUAAUUGGCAGGGGAGCCUUUGGAGAAGUGCGCUUAGUGCAGAAAAAGGACACAGGACACAUCUACGCAAUGAAGAUUUUACGAAAAGCAGACAUGUUGGAGAAGGAACAGGUGGCACACAUCCGGGCAGAAAGGGACAUACUGGUGGAGGCGGAUGGUGCCUGGGUGGUGAAGAUGUUCUACAGCUUCCAGGACAAGAGGAACCUCUACCUCAUCAUGGAGUUCCUCCCUGGAGGUGAUAUGAUGACCUUACUGAUGAAGAAGGACACUCUGUCUGAAGAGGCCACUCAGUUCUACAUCGCAGAGACUGUGCUGGCCAUCGACUCCAUCCAUCAGCUGGGUUUCAUUCAUAGGGACAUCAAACCAGACAACCUCCUGCUGGACUCCAGGGGACAUGUCAAGCUCUCUGACUUCGGACUCUGCACUGGUCUGAAGAAAGCCCACCGCACUGAAUUCUAUAGGAACCUGACGCACAAUCCCCCCAGCGACUUCUCCUUUCAGAACAUGAACUCAAAGAGGAAAGCAGAGACAUGGAAAAAGAACAGAAGGCAGCUGGCAUACUCAACAGUGGGCACACCAGACUACAUUGCUCCAGAGGUCUUUUUGCAGACGGGGUACAACAAGCUGUGUGACUGGUGGUCCCUGGGUGUCAUCAUGUAUGAGAUGCUCAUAGGCUACCCCCCCUUCUGCUCGGAGACGCCGCAGGAAACCUACAGGAAGGUCAUGAACUGGAAGGAGACGCUGGUCUUCCCCCCCGAGGUGCCCAUCUCGGAGAAAUCCAAGGAUAUGAUCCAGAGGUACUGCACCGAUGCAGAUAAUCGGGUUGGAGCCGUGACUGUGGAGGAGAUAAAGAGCCACGCGUUCUUUGAGACGGUAGACUGGGAGCACAUCAGGGAGAGACCAGCUGCCAUCUCCAUUGAGAUCAAGAGCAUCGAUGACACGUCCAACUUCGAUGAGUUCCCAGAAUCAGACAUACUACAGCCAGUAACAAAUGCAACAGAGCCUGAUUUCAAGUCCAAAGACUGGGUCUUCUUGAACUACACCUACAAACGCUUCGAGGGCCUGACUCAGCGAGGCACCAUCCCCACCUAUAUGAAGGCGGGAAAAGCCUGAGACAGACAGGGGCCCUGAGCCACAGGAAAGGGGAAGUGUUGGAGAUGAAGGGAGGGGUUGGGGGGCGGGGUUCAUACCGUGGGUGACACGCGGGCGGCUGUUAAGGGGGUGGGGGAGGCCACCUCCACUCUCCCUUAUGUCAAUACUCAGCUCCUGCCAUUCCUCCGGCAUCCCCAUCACAGUCGUCCCCCCCCCCUGGCAUUGCGUGGGUCCGAUUUGAACAUUGGCUCACCAGCAGCGUGUCACUAUGGCAACAGGAAGUCAUCUUGACGAACCUCUGCUCAGUGGAGAUUGCCUGCCAGCUAAGAAAAACAAAACCAAGGUCUCCCUUAGAAACAUGUAGAGUUAGCUGUCUGUACUCUCUAUAGUUUAGAACCGCUGAGGUGCUGGGUGGCUAAAUUACUGGUCCACAGGGUCAAAACACUGUAUCUAAGCUUUCUAUACAGGGUCCUGGCACAGCUUUAUGUGUCCACCACAGUCUGCAGUUCAGAAUUAUCCUGUUCCCUUUAUCCUUGCCAUUUUGUGGUGAAAUGUCAAGGUUUAAAAUGAGUAAUAACUUCAUUUGGGGUUUAACAGAAGUCGUGAGGAAACCGUAAUGAAGGAGAAGAGGUCAUUACUCAUACACACCCCUCUCAUCCACCCCAUAAUAUAUUCAUUUAUAAUUCAGAGUGCUCUCGGUGAGAAUACUUGGCUGUACUCUGACACAAACACCUGAGAAAUGUUGCAGAAAGGUUGAGUUUUUGCGUGACUUGAUGCUCCUAAAGCCAAUUAGUGUUUUCUUACAAGGUAAUAUACAUGGCAAAAACAAUGCUUGUGAUAUCUAACAUCACAGGGUCAGCCCAGUUAGUCUGCUAAUGCUCCAAGAUCCAGAUUUGGCCCUUAGAGAGAUAGUUAUGUUGUAGCUCUUCUUGCAAACGCUUUGUGUCUUGCACAUGAAAACAAAACCAGAACAAUAUAAGCACACUGAACUCAAUCACAUGCAACUCUCCAUCCCAUGUGCACUUGAGGCCAGUAAUGAACCAAACAUCUUGGUAAUACAGAUAACACAAUCCUUAACACCAAAUCAGUAUCUUUUUUUUAUACCACGAAUUAUUGAAAUUGCACUGCAAUAUUCUUUAUUAAAUAGAGCGAGUACCUCUAAAGAAUCUUUUUAAGGCAAAGAUUCAUCCCCAGAAGAAUUACAUGAAGUUUGUAUCCUGACAGACCCCUACAAUCCAUGUCACAAAGCCUUCUUUUGUGUAGUAUGUAGUUUUUAUUUCAUGACUUUACAUCCAUUUUUAUUUAUUUUUUUACCUGUAAGGAACACUGUCUCCACCCUUUGUGUUUGUUCAACGUGACUGUGCCAUUUUUUUUCUGCAUGAUUAGCCAACUGCUCGCUGCCCUAAGGAUGAAGUUUAACUCAUUGUAAAAGUGAGUCCUAUUCAGCCACACUGUAGCCAAGAAGUAUGUGUUAAUGUGUAUAGAUGAACAAGAAAUAAUGCUGUUGUAAGGGUGAGGUAAAUUAAUAUAUUUAGCUGAAGACCUUGGUUUCCUUGUCUAAUGAUCAUGGGAGGAAAAGAAAGAACAAACUUCAGAAUAAAAAAAAAAAUCUAAACGUA
Clupea harengus (Atlantic herring) is the source of this 3330-nucleotide messenger RNA. RefSeq names its product serine/threonine kinase 38 like (gene stk38l). Gene Ontology annotation, molecular function: ATP binding; protein serine/threonine kinase activity. The record is from RefSeq and is a predicted model, not a curated record. Gene Ontology annotation, biological process: protein phosphorylation. NCBI's taxonomy places the organism in Eukaryota, Metazoa, Chordata, Actinopteri, Clupeiformes, Clupeidae.